Messenger RNA from Dictyostelium purpureum, 4895 nucleotides. RefSeq lists its product as uncharacterized. The transcript has 8 exons. Gene Ontology annotation, cellular component: myosin complex; actin cytoskeleton; vesicle. NCBI's taxonomy places the organism in Eukaryota, Evosea, Eumycetozoa, Dictyosteliales, Dictyosteliaceae. Gene Ontology annotation, molecular function: actin filament binding; microfilament motor activity; ATP binding. The coding region runs from base 1 to 4857 and encodes 1618 amino acids. The record is from RefSeq and is a predicted model, not a curated record. Gene Ontology annotation, biological process: actin filament organization; vesicle transport along actin filament.
AUGUGUGGGAAAGAAAGGGUAUGGAUUCCAAAUGAAGAAAAAGGUUGGAUUGAAGGUGAUAUAGUUAAAGAAACUCAAGAGGGAAUUUUAAUUAAAGGAGACGAUGAUAAGGAAGUUAUUAUACCCAAAGAUGAAUUAAGAAUGCAAAAUCCCUCUAUUCAAGAGGGUAUCGACGAUAUGACAGGAUUAUCACAUUUACAUGAAGCAGCAGUUAUACAUAAUUUAAUAAAAAGAUAUGAAAUUAAUUCAAUUUAUACAUAUACUGGAUCUAUCUUAAUUGCAAUUAACCCAUAUACUAAAUUACCAAUAUAUACUAAAGAAAUGAUUGAAAGUUUCUGUGAUCAACCUGUGGCUAAAUUGCAACCCCAUGUUUAUUCAAUUGCCGAGGGUGCAUAUAGAGAAAUGUUAAAUUUUCAAAAGAAUCAAUCAAUUUUAGUAUCUGGGGAGUCAGGUGCAGGUAAAACCGAAACAACUAAAUUUUUAUUACAAUAUUUUGCUGCUAUGGGUGAAAAAGGAAACGGAGUCAAUACUUCAAUGGUAUCAGAAGAGGAUAUAGAGGAGGGAAACUCCAUAGAGACUCAGGUUAUUAAAUCAACUCCAAUUCUUGAGGCAUUCGGUAAUGCCAAAACUUUAAGAAAUGACAAUAGUAGUCGUUUUGGUAAAUUUAUAGAAAUCCAUUUUGAUAAAUUAAAAGGUACUAUUGUUGGUGCAAAAUUAGAAACUUAUUUAUUAGAAAAAUCAAGAAUUGUAAAACCCCAAGAGAAUGAACGUUCAUAUCAUAUUUUUUAUCAAAUGUUGGCAGGUUUAUCCGAUGAGCAAAAAGAGAUGUUAAAGAUUACAUCAAAUCCAGAGGAUUUUUAUUAUUUAAAAGAAAGUGGUUGUCAUUCAAUUGAAAGUGUAGAUGAUGGAGAUGUAUUUAUAAAAACAGAAAAGGCAUUAAAAGUAGUUGGUUUCAACGAUGAAGAGUUAAUGGGUGUAUGGAAGGUUUUAUCAGCAAUACUUCACAUUUCAAAUAUCGAGUUUAACCCAGGUAAAGAAGAGGAUAGUUCAGAAUUAAUAGAGUCACCCUCAAAUAAGAAUCAAUUCGGAGAUAAUUACAAACCAUUGGAUGUAGCAUGUGAAUUAUUAGGUUGUUCACCUGAUGCUUUAAAACCAACAUUUACCAAAAGAACAAUGAAGGCCGGUAAUGAAUCAUGCAUUUUAAAUUUAACAGUUGACCAAGCUUGCCAAGCAAGAGAUUCUCUUGCAAUGUUCUUAUACUCUCGUUUAUUUGAUUGGAUUGUUUAUAGAAUAAAUCAAUCUAUUGAUAAAACUACUAAAAAAGAUUAUUUAUUUAUUGGUAUAUUAGAUAUUUAUGGAUUUGAAUCUUUCGAAAAUAAUUCAUUCGAACAAUUUACCAUUAAUUAUGCAAAUGAAAAACUACAAAAUCAAUUCAAUCAUCAAAUAUUUAAAUUAGAGCAAAAGGAAUAUGAAAAAGAAAAAAUAGAUUGGUCAUAUAUAGAGUUUCAAGAUAAUCAAGAAUGUAUAGAUUUAAUAGAGAAAAAGCCAUUGGGUAUUUUAAGUAUUUUAGACGAAGAAAGUCAGUUCCCUAAAUCAACACCGGAUACAUUAUGCACAAAGUUAUAUCAAAAUCAUGGAAAGACUAAAAAUUUUGAAAAACCAAGAUUUUCGAAUACUCAUUUUAUUAUAGAUCAUUAUGCAGGAAAAGUCAGUUAUGAUACAAAUUUGUUUUUAGAAAAGAAUAAAGAUUUUAUUAUCAGCGAGCAAGUUUCAGCUUUGCAAUCAACCAAUAAAAUGGAUGGGGAUUCAAAAUCAAAAACUUCAACUGGUGUAAAAUCCUCAUCAACAUUUAAAUUUACAUCAGUUUCUUCACAAUUUAAAGAGUCAUUAAACUCCUUAAUGACCACAAUUAAUAGUACAAAUCCGCAUUAUAUAAGAUGUAUUAAACCCAAUACUGAAAAGAGUCCACAGCUUUUUGAUAAUUUAAUGGUUCUCCAUCAACUUCGUUGUAGUGGUGUCAUUGAACAACUCCGUAUUAGUAGAUCUGGGUACCCAAGUCUACUGACCGAUGAAAAGAAAGGUUCUGAACUUUUAAUGGAAAAAUUAAAAAUAGAUAAAAAUAAUGUUCAAUUUGGUGUUACAAAGUUAUUUUUCCGUUCAGGGGUUAUUGCAAAUCUCGAGUUAUUAAGAUCCCAAACCAUGAUAAAUAGUGCUAUAUUAAUUCAAAAGAUUUGGAGAGGUUUUGUUCAAAGAAGUUUAUACCAAAGUGUUUUACAGUCUACUAUAUUUUUCCAAUCAAUUAUACGUAUGUUUUAUGCCAAGCAAGAAUACGAAUCUCUUUUGGAGGAAGAUGCAGCAAUUCAUUUACAAUCUUUACUCCGUGCUUCUAUUUAUGAAAAGGAGUUCAGCGAAGUUAUCAACUCAACUGUUCAUAUCCAAUCUUUACUUCGUCGUUUACAAGAUGCAAAGGAAUUUGUAGAGCUCUGUACAAGAAUGAACAAUGUUAUUAAGAUUCAAUCUCGUUGGAGAGGUAGGGUAGCCAGAAAGCUUUUCCGUCAAAUGAAGAUAGAUGCUAAAUCAUUAAAUAAUGUUGUUGCUGAAAAAGAGAAAUUGGUUUCACGUCUGGAUGAUAUUCAAAGUAAACUAAACUCAGAAUCUAAUAUGGCUAAGCAAAUCAAAGAGGAAAAAGAAAAACUAGAAAAUGAAAUGGGAUCCAUUCAAAUAGAAAAGGAAAAACUUGUAUCUGACUAUGGUAACAUUCAAAUGGAAAAAGAAGAGCUUCUAUUAAAAUUAAAAAAUCUAGAAAAAGAGUAUCAAGAAUAUAAGAAGAAGACCGAAAUUCUUAUUGAACAGCUCAAAAACCAGGUCAUAUCCCUUGAACAAAUGGCCGAAAAUAGUGGUUCUGCAACAACUCAUAGCUUUGGUGAAAAUAGUUCAUUUACUAGCCCACCUAUUAGUCUAAAUGAAUCUGGUAUAAGUCAAGUUUCAUCCGCAGUAGACAGUUCAAUUGAAGAAGAGAAUAGUAUGAACAGUAGCAUAAUUUUAUCACCUAAGCAACAUAAAGGUGAACGUCGUAGAGAUUUUGGGGAUAAAUCGCCACCAUUAAUAUCAUCACAAGAAAUCCCAUCAUCUCAAAGAAAAGAAGAUAUGGUACCAAAGAAAGAUUUUAUUAAUUUAGAAAAAGAAUAUUCUAUAUUAAAAGAAAAAGAUGAAACCCAUCAAAAAUACAUUGAUUCAUUAAAAAAUCAAAUUACCCAACUAGAAGAUAAAUUAAAAAAACAAACAACACACCCACGUUCAUUGCUUCCAGGUAUUCCAUCAAAUAUAAACGAAAGUCCAAAACCAACAAAAUUGUCUUUGAAGCAACAACAAGAUUUAAAUAAUUAUAAUACUGCUGUAAUGAAUGUGACUUCUCCAAUUCAAGUUUCACCAGUUGCCACUAAUGUUGCUACUACAACUAUUUCCCCACUCAGUAAAGAUAAUGUUAAGUCCUUAUCUUAUAAAGAUUUUACCAAUAGUCAAGAAAUCGCAGCAGCAGCAGCCGCCGCUGCUCUUAAUAGCCAAAAUAAUAAUCUUCAAAUAUCCCCAACUAAUAGUGAUGCAAGUGAAUCUAAUAAAUCAAAGGUAGCAAGUACCAUAUCGGACUUGGUUUCAGCUCUAAACUUCAAUAAUUGCCAAUUGGAAUCAGGAAAGUUUUUAAUAGAUUUGAUGAUGAAAGCAGAUCAUCAAGUUCCAACAUACGUUCCUUCAGAAAUGGGUGGUAUUCCAGAACCUGCAUUUAUAGUAUCUCGUUGUUUCUUAAAGAAUAUUUAUAAUCCCGAUUUAGAAAAUAGAAGUCAAGAAUUAAUAGAAAUGAAUGUAAAUAUUAUAAUAUAUUUUUGUGAUAAAGUAGAGGAAAUCAUAUACCGUGACCCAAAAUCAAACUGUAGCUCUCUUUGUUAUUGGUUUUCAAACUUUUAUGUCCUCUUUAAUAUAAUGGAGGCUUAUAGUGAUGAAUCAAUGGAUAAAAUUGUAUUAUCUGAUCAAGAAAAAGUUUACAUAGACAAAUUAAAGACAACUCUUCAAACAAUGAUUGUUAAAGCCCAUAAAAAUGUUGUCAAAAACAUCACAGAUUAUAUCCAACCAAUUUUACAUAAAUCAUUAAAUGAUACAUCAUCAGAAAUUGAUUUUAUGGACCCAAUUACAAAUUAUUUAAACCAAAUUCAAAUUUCAUUAUCUUUAGAAACAUGUGAAUUAAACAACAAUAUAUGCAAGUUAUUAUUUGAACAAUUAUUUGUAUAUAUCAAUGCUAUGAUUUUUAAUGAAAUUUUAUUAAGAAAAGAUUUAUGUUGCCUAAGAAGUAGUAUUCCAAUAAAGAUGAACAUAUCAGAAUUAGAACAUUGGGUUAAAACACAUCAAGGAAAAGAAUGGUCAGUUAGUGUAUGUGAUAAAUUGAAGUUAUUAAAAGAAGUCGUUUACAUUUUAAUGAUCGAUAAAACUCAACUUCAAAAUGAAGAGUUAAGAAAAGAAAUUUGCCCAACCCUUUCCAUUGCCCAAUUAAAACAAUUACUUACAAUGUAUUCACCAGAUGUCGAUAGUUUUGAGGAUCCAAUUCCUUUAGAAAUCUUGACCACCCUUAUGGAUUGCCCAGAUUACAACCCAUCAGAAAAUAUACUUUUGGAUCUUUCAAAGAUUUUCACACUCAAAUUUAUCAACUCUCACCAAUUAGCUUCAUCAACAUCCUCAUUAACUGAUCUAAUGACCUCAAUCAAUUUAAGUCACUUAGAAAAUGUUCAAUAUAUUUGCGAUGAUUUGGUCAGUAAUAUUGUAAAGAAAAAUAUAGAAAUUGCUUCAAAUAUACAAAAAAUAAAAAAAUAAAAAAUUUGCAAUAAAUAUUAAAUAAACUUUUUUUAACU